AUGGGACUCAACAACGAGUGGUGUCCAGGCAUGGAGGACCAAGAGUCUGAGCUGCCGAUGGACCCGGAAAUCUGCUUCGAUCCGCUGUUCAUCGAUGAGGAAGAUAAGUAUGGGGAUGAUGUUGUUGAAGAGGAGACGGGCGCUUCAUUCCAGCCUCUACUGGGAGUUACCAGUACAAACACACUCCUGACGGGCUCAGCUCACAGUCAGUGCUCCCUGUCGGAUACCUACAGAGAGACACACCUGGAUGAGACACGAGCCCAGUUAAAGGACACGGACACCAUGUUUAGGAGUUGUGUAGGAGAAACUACAGACUCUUUUGGGUCUCACCUGUCGACGACGGCCCACACUAACACACAUCUUAGUGGGUACACAGACACACACCUGUCUGGACCAGCUCAGAACCAGAACCAGUCAGACAUACAGAAGAUGGUUGCUAUGAUGGGGAGCUGUGGUGGUAAUGACUGUCACACAGGUGGCUCCAUCCUGACCUACACAGACACACACAUGGAGGAGUCUAGGAACCAGUGCCAAAGUCACCUGAAGGAGGUGGAAUCCAUUUUGGAUCAGAGUGGAGCCACAGGAGCCGCUGUCCAGCCUCAGUUGCCUCCUCUUACCUCCGCAGGCACUCAGCUGAGUGGCACUAUGGCUGAGUAUCAGACAGAGCUAAUGGCGAUGCUGGCCAUGUUAGAGAACUGUAUGGAGGAGGCAGGGAUUACCUUUGACCCUUUAGAGUGGACUUACCCUAGUUUACCCAAAGGAUAUGGCCAACCCAACCCCAACAUGAAUAAGCCAUAUUUGGGAAGUACCUUUGGCCAAUUUGAGCCCCCGAGCUAUCAAGCUAUCUCCACAGAAAGACACUCGGAUGAGUUAGGAGACUGUGGAGAUACACACACAAGAGGGUCCGUGUCCACGGUGUGUGACGAGGACACAGAAGGACAUGUCUCCGGUGUCUCUGUUGGGGACACAGAGGCUCACAUUAUGUGGGGCCAACAACUAGAGACAGGGCUGGGAGGGGUGGAGAUGAGGGGAUCCAUGCAGGAGUUGGAGGUGUUGGGUACUGUGCUAGAGGGGUGCAUCGAGGAGGUGGAGAAACUGGAGAAGAGACGGAAUGAACUGAUGGGAGAGCUGCAGGCACUAAGGGAGGAGAAGACGGGGACAGAGGAAGGGAGUGAAGGAGGGCAGGCGGCACAGUUAAACCAGGUGCUGAAUAUUGAGGCCGAUGGGAGGAGGGAGGCGCGGAUAAGGGAGUGGCAGUCUUUGAGGGCUGAGAGGAGUGUGGAGGAGAGGAGGCUGUCCAGUGUGCGUCUGGAGAGGCAGGGUCUUCAGGAGGAGAUGAGGAGGCUGAAGAGGAGGCUGUUCUCUGUCGCCAGGGAGUGUGCUCACAACCAGGUCAUCCUGGCAACCCAGCAGCGUGACGUUGCCCAGCUCAACAAGGAACAGAUGGAACUUGACGCACUGAUCAUCAAGCUGACUGAGGAGGUGUCUCAGCUCCGCUCCACCCACCAGUCCCAGCUCUCCACUCUGCAGUCCCAGCUCCAGACCCGCAGCCAGACACCCAAGCCCAUAGAGGAGAUGACCCAGAGCAAGAGGAACUCAUGUGGGGACAUACAGCAGUACCUGCAGGGAGGGCUCAGAGCCCUGGAGGAAAGAUAUGAGCCAAUGCUUCUGGCCCUGUUGAAGCGGAGGGAGGGGACGUCAGAGGCCCUGGUGAAGGCCAGACAGCAGGCACAGGAGCUGAGGGCCCGUCGGGGACCCCUGAGGGAGGAGGGACAGAGGCUGGGGCUGCAGAGAGCCUGUCUGGAGGAGAGACUCAAACUGAUGGAGACCCACAGGAGAGAGGACGUGGAGCAGUACAGGGAGACAGUGGACAGGCUGGAGGAGACUAGCAGAGAGCAGAAGAUGGAGCUACAAAUCCAGAAGAGGAAAACCAAGGAGAUGGAGGAACUGAGAGACAGUCUUACUAAAGAACUCUACCUGUACAGAGGCAUUGUCGAGGACAGUAACAAGAAUGAUCUAGCCAGUGGGAAGGAGGAAACAUGACCACUGGGACAAAUAGAAGUACACUGAGUGUACAAAACAUUAAGAACACCUUCCUAAUAUUGCGUUGCACCCCCCUCCCUGUUGCCCUCAGA
Molecule: messenger RNA, 2135 nt
Organism: Salvelinus namaycush (lake trout)
Lineage: Eukaryota; Metazoa; Chordata; Actinopteri; Salmoniformes; Salmonidae
Gene: sync
Product: syncoilin, intermediate filament protein
Exons: 8
Coding region: 1-2043 (680 amino acids)
Cellular component (GO): intermediate filament
Source: RefSeq, a predicted model, not a curated record